UUAACUUUCCCCUUUUUCCCACUCCCACUAUCUCUCACAUCUGGAGUGUAGCUGGAGUGGCUGUGUGACUCCUCGAAUGCUAUGGGACAGCGUGUGUUUGGACUAGACGUCAGACUUCAGCGCCUUUCAGCAAACGUUGGUCACAAGGGACAAUCCAGACCACUUAACAGAGCAGUAAAGCCACUUGACCACCUCUGCUCAGCUGAGAGGGAGCGUGAAUACAUGAUGAAGAGCUCAGCAGUGGACAUGGCCUUUCUCAAGCAUUCCAUCCUGCAGGCCCUGAGUGUGCUGCUCUUGGCCGGGGUGUUGGUGCGCUGCCAGGCCCCUUUUGAACCAGAGGAAGAGGAGGAGGAUGACACCAACAUCACACCGGUGGUGACGAAAGCUGAGCCGUUCGAAUGUCCGGCGAAGUGCAGCUGCACGGCAGAGGGGGCAGUGGACUGCGCUGGAGUCGACCUCACAGAGUUUCCCCCAGAGCUGCCUGAGGAAACCCGCCAGUUAUCUCUGCAGAACAACAAAAUCGAGGAGAUAACAGUGGAGCAUAUUUCCCAUCUGCAUCAGCUUGAGACGCUCAACCUUCAAAACAACUGGCUGACCACAGACGGCAUUCAAGAUGAAGGGUUCGAGAUGCUGGAACAGCUGGCUUACUUAUAUUUGGCAAACAACAAGCUCACGUCAGCACCCAUAGUCUUACCUCCCUCUUUGGUCAGCGCUGAUUUUGCUGCUAACCAGCUUACAAAGAUCUUCCCAUAUACAUUUGGUCAUAAACCCAAACUAAGGUCAGUGUAUCUCCAUAACAACAAGCUGAGUGACGCAGGGCUUCCGGAACAUAUGUUCAAUGCUUCUGACAAUCUGGAGAUCCUCACCAUGUCAAGCAACUUCCUGCGGGUCGUCCCGAGGAACCUGCCCUCCUCUCUAUACCGUCUUCAUCUCAAGAGCAACAAGCUGGAGAAAAUCCCAGCGGGAGCCUUUGACAACUUGUCAAACCUCAGAGAGCUGUAUCUCCAGAACAACCUCCUCAGCAACGAGGGGAUGGACAACGAGACUUUCAGCCAAUUGAGCAGUCUGGAGUGUCUGGACUUGUCAAAUAACAACCUGAGUGUCGUCCCCAAGGGUCUGCCUCGCAAUCUAGUGCUGCUACACCUGGAGAAGAACUCCAUCCGCAGCAUCCCUGGAGAUGCUCUCACUUCUGUUCGAAACCUCGAGUACCUGCUUCUCCACAAUAACCAACUCCGUUCACGUUCCAUCCACCACGCUGCCUUCCAGGGCUUGAAGAAGCUGCACACUCUCCACAUGUACAACAACUUGUUGGAGCGCGUCCCCAGGGGCCUGCCUCGGAGGGCCAAAACCCUAAUGAUACUCCACAACUCCAUCUCUGAAAUUGGCCGCAAUGACCUUGCCCUGCUGUACACCCUGACCGAGCUCAACCUCAGCUACAACAAGCUGACCAGCCCCAAGCUGCACCGGGACGCCUUCAGGAAGCUGCGCCUCCUGGAAACCCUGGAUCUGUCAGGAAACAGCCUUUACUCGCUGCCUAUGGGUCUUCCCCGCAGCCUGCAGGUGCUCGAAAUCAAGAACAACCAGCUGAACUCCAUUCCAGACGGUGCACUGACCGGCAUGGAGAAACUAAGUAAACUCAUCCUGAGUGACAACCUGCUGAAACUGAAUUCAGUGUACCAGGGAGCCUGGAUGGAGCUCAGUGCGCUCAAAACGCUGGAUCUGUCUGGAAACCAGCUGACUCACAUCCCCUCUGACCUGCCAGAGUCUCUAGAGUACCUUUAUCUGCAGAGCAACCGAAUCUCCACUGUUCCAGAGUCAGCAUUCGAAGGCACGCCCAACAUCAAAGGCAUAUUCCUCCGAUUUAACCGCCUGUCGGUGAACGCUGUGGAUGAGAGCUCUUUCGCACACCUGUCAAGUUUACAAGUUCUGGACAUCGGCACAGGAAACAGCGACCUUCCCUUUAAAAAAGACGAGAUAGAGGAUGAGGAGGAGGAAACAUAAGUCCUUCUCAAUUAAACUGACAUUGGACUGCAUUGUGGUGUGGACGGGGAGGGUUUUAAAAUGGGAGUGAACCUGUGAUUGUCACUUCCCAGGUAUGUGAAUGCAUUGUGCUGAGAGUUACAUAUUUCUGGUGCAGGAUACCGGAGGAGUAUUUAUCAUUAUUUGGGCUGGUUUAUGUUACAUAAUCUUUAUAUCUGUGCUAAAAAAGUAUUUUUUUUGUCUAGUAUGUUUUUGCGCUGUUUUGACAGAAAUCAAAAAAAUUAUGUUUGAAAAUGUCCAAGUAAACAUUUCAGAAGCAAUACCAACCAAUGUAUGCAGUCAAAAAGGAUUGUUAUUCAUUCUGUGUCCCUCUUUCACUGCCUCCUGUUGUUUUUUUAAUGGCUGCUUCAUCUCUAUGUAUUGAAAAAAUACACUUGACAAAAAACAUU
Molecule: messenger RNA, 2429 nt
Organism: Labrus bergylta (ballan wrasse)
Lineage: Eukaryota; Metazoa; Chordata; Actinopteri; Labriformes; Labridae
Gene: podn
Product: podocan
Molecular function (GO): protein binding
Source: RefSeq, a predicted model, not a curated record